Messenger RNA from Anopheles moucheti, 738 nucleotides. RefSeq lists its product as uncharacterized. Lineage: Eukaryota; Metazoa; Arthropoda; Insecta; Diptera; Culicidae. Bases 1 to 738 code for a protein of 245 amino acids. The record is from RefSeq and is a predicted model, not a curated record. The transcript has 4 exons.
AUGUACCAGCUGGACCGGGAUUUAGAGGAGGCCCAGGAGCGGCACCGCCGUACAGGGAAUAGUGAAACGUUUACCCUCAUGCCCCUUCCGGAGAUUGAUACCACCCAGGUGGACAUGUAUUCGGACGGGGACGACUGUGCCGAUUUUGAAGAAGACGCAGUCGGUUGGGACGAUGCGUUCGACAUAUUCGAUGACAUGUCUUUAAUUGACUGCCUGAGAUACCUUGCUGUAUCGCAUCAGCUCCCCCGUUCGACGGUCAACAUGAUGCUGGCGAUCCUACGGAAGAAGCUGAAUUUAAAUCUUCCCAAAGAUGCGCGGACGCUUGUAAAGACACCCACUGGGGUUGGGAAAAUUAUAACUCCCAUUCCUGGUGGUGAUUUUUGGUAUGGAGGUCUUAAGCCGGUCCUGACCCAGCAUUUGCAGAACGUCAAUCCCGAAGUGACACCUUUUUCCUUGGACGUGUCAAUCGACGGGCUACCACUUCACCAUAGUGGGCCAACCCAGCUUUGGCCAAUACUCGUGCGAGUGGUAGAGUUGCCAAAGCUACCGGUGAUGGUGGUUGCUACAUUUAGUGGUCCAUCAAAGCCGGAAAGCAUCAUCCCGUUUCUUCGGCCGUUUAUAGAUGAGCUGAAUCUGAUUCAGCGGGAAGGCUUGGUAAUCGGCGAUAAAACGGUGCAAUUUGGAGUUCGCGCUUUUAUCGCUGAUUCGCCUGCUCGAGCACUUUUAAAGGAGCAAUAA